Molecule: messenger RNA, 2646 nt
Organism: Juglans microcarpa x Juglans regia
Lineage: Eukaryota; Viridiplantae; Streptophyta; Magnoliopsida; Fagales; Juglandaceae
Product: disease resistance protein RUN1-like
Exons: 7
Coding region: 1-2646 (881 amino acids)
Biological process (GO): defense response; signal transduction
Molecular function (GO): ADP binding
Source: RefSeq, a predicted model, not a curated record
AUGGCUGAUCCAAUCCUUCCAUCAUCUUCUAGACCUUGUUCGAAACAUUGGGAUCAUGAUGUCUUUCUGAGUUUUAGAGGUGAAGACACUCGCAAGAACUUCACUGAUCAUCUGUACUUUGCCUUGAUACGGGCCGGGAUUUGCACCUUCCGAGAUGAUCAUGAGCUUGGAAGAGGAGAGAUCAUCUCUAAGGAACUAAUCAACGCGAUUCAUGGAUCAAGGAUUUCCCUUGUGGUUUUCUCUAAAGGCUAUGCUUCUUCCAGGGGGUGCCUUGAUGAGCUUGUGGAGAUUGUGCACUGUACAAAAACUAAUGGCCACACUCUUCUUCCAAUAUUUUACCAUGUGAAGCCCUCGGCUAUCCGAAAACAGGAAGGAACUUUUGCUGAAGCAUUCACUAGGCAUGAAGAGCAGUUUUAUGAGGAAAUGGAGAGGGUACAGAGUUGGAGAGCAGCACUUACCGAAGCUGCAGACUGUUCUGGCUGGGAUCUCGAGAUUGUUGGGAAUGGGUAUGAAGCAAAACUCAUCGAGAAGAUUGUUGAAGAAGUUUUGUGUAAAUUGAAUCCUGCUCACUUGAAUGUUGCCAAACACCCUAUAGGAAUAGACUCUCGUGUUGAAGAGAUGAAAGCUUUAUUAAAUCUUGGAACAAGUGAUGUUUGCAUUGUUGGCAUAUAUGGGAUGGGUGGGAUAGGGAAGACAACCAUAGCAAAAGCUGUUUAUAACGAAAUAUGGGAUGGAUUUGAAGGAAGCAGUUGUCUUUUAAACGUUAAAGAAACUUCAGAACAACCUAAUGGUUUAGUUCAAUUGCAAGAGCAGCUUCUUUUUGAUAUCUUGAAAAAUAAGAAUCUGAUGAUUGGCAAUGUUGAUAGAGGAAUCAAUUUGAUCAAGGCAAGACUUCAUCGCAAAAAAGUUCUUAUUGUUCUUGAUGACGUGGAUCACUUGGAACAAUUUCAUGCAUUGGCUGGAAACUCAGAAUGGUUUGCUCCUGGAAGUAGAGUCAUUACAACUACUAGAGAUGAACAUUUGCUAGCUUUACUAGGAGCUUCUGAGAAGUACAAAGUCGAAGAAUUGUGUCAUAUGGACUCUCUACAACUUUUUAGUUGGCAUGCCUUCAAGUUGCCCUAUCCAGUAGAAGGUUACCACGAGCUUUCCAAUAGUGCAGUGAGUUAUGCUGGAGGACUUCCAUUAGCUCUUGAAGUUUUGGGUUCUUAUUUAUUCAGAAAAAGCAUUAUUGAAUGGAAAAGUGCAUUGGAAAAAUUACAAAAAAUUCCUCAUCAUCAGAUUCAGAAAAUACUUAGAACAAGCUUUGAUUCAUUAGAUAAUAAAACAAUGGACAUAUUCCUUGAUAUUGCAUGUUUCUUUAUCGGCAUGGAUAAAGAAUAUAUCAAGAAAAUUCUUCAUGCUUGUGGUCUUUUUCCAGAUGUUGGUCUCAUUAUUCUCAUUCAAAGGUCCCUCUUGACAGUUGAUUAUAGUAACAGGUUGAGGAUGCAUGAUUUGAUUCGAGACAUGGGAAGGGAAAUUGUACGUGAAAGGUCACUCAAUGAUCUUGGAAAAUGUAGUAGGUUGUGGUUUCAUGAGGAUGUACUGAAUGUCCUGGGCAAACAUACGGGAUCGGAAACAGUGGAGGGUCUCAUCUUGAAUUUGCCUAUUCAAGAAGAUAUACAUUUGAAGACUGAGGCAUUCACAAAGAUGAAGAAUUUGAGAUUACUCGAAAUCAAUGCUGUGUAUCUCACAGGAUGUUUCCAACAUCUUUCAAAAGAGCUGAGAUGGCUUUGUUGGCAUAAGUGUCCUCUAAGAUUUCUACCGCCAAAAUUUCAUCUGGAGAAUCUUGUGGUGCUUGAUAUGCAAUAUAGCAAUGUCAAGCAAGUUUGGAAGGAGAACAGAGUACUCAACAAGUUGAAAGUCAUUAAUCUUAGCUAUUCCAAAAAUCUCACCAAAUCCCUAUACUUCUUGCAAGUCCCACAUCUCGAGAUUCUAAUACUUGAAGGUUGCACAAACUUGGUUGAGCUUCACGAGUCCAUUGGUCAUCUAGACAGACUUGUUUCGUUGAAUUUAGAAGGAUGCAAGAACCUUCGGAGUCUUCCAAGAAGCAUUUCUAACUUAAAAUUUCUUGAAACGCUCAAGUUGUCCGGCUGCUUCAAACUCAAUGAGUUACCUUGGAUGCCAAAAAGUUUAGAUGCCAUGAGUUUGUGUCCAUCGACCAAGUGUGCUGCUCAAUUACGUCUACUUUCCCUCCCUGGUAGUGAGGUUCCGAAUUGGUUCAGCCAUCAGAGAACUGGAUCUUCGAUAUCCUUUCAUGUACCUUCUCUUUCUGAGGGCGAGAUCCGUGUAUUACUUAUUUGUGCUGUUUAUGCUAGCAAGAAGGAAUCUCAUCCGCAGUGGACUAAAAAUCAUGUGAUAAUCUACAACAAAACUAGAGGCUACCGACAUGUUCUUUUGCCAGAAGAGUUCGACUUUCCUGUAAACAAUUCAGAUAAUUUAUUUUUAUUCCAGACGCAUCUUAUAGGAAAUAACCUGGAGAUGGUACCAGCUCCAGAAAGAAAAUUGGAGAUGGCGCAUAAGCUUCCUAUCUCAGACUUACAGGAGAGAAUUGAGUUGGUGAAGCUGAUGAAUUCUGAAUUGGAAUCUCUGAGAAAGUACUUAGCUUGA